GCCAUGUUAGGGCUCGCCGCUUUGCCUGCAGCACAUGGCGGGAGCGGCGGCGGCGGCGGCGGCGGGUUUGCUGAACGGCGGGGCCGGCGCGGGGCCGGACGUAAAGCGGCCCCGGCUGGGGUCGGCCGCCCAGACCCCCCCCGCGGGGAACCGGGUGACGGUGGUGCUGGGGGCGCAGUGGGGGGACGAGGGCAAAGGGAAGGUGGUCGACCUGCUCAGCCUCGACGCCGACCUCGUCUGCAGGUGCCAGGGUGGCAAUAAUGCGGGCCACACCGUUGUGGUGGAUUCGGUUGAAUAUGACUUCCAUCUGUUGCCCAGCGGAGUUAUCAAUCAUAACGCCACUUCAUUCAUUGGGAACGGGGUCGUAAUCCACUUACCGGGGCUCUUUGAAGAAGCUGAGAAGAAUCUGAAGAAAGGACCGGGGCUGGAAGGCUGGGAAUCUCGGACUGUGAUUUCCGAUCGCGCCCACUUGGUGUUUAAUUUCCAUCAAGCUGUAGAUGGAAUCCAGGAGCAGCAGAGGAAACAGCAAGCAGGGAAAAACCUGGGCACCACCAAGAAGGGGAUCGGCCCUGCCUACGCCUCCAAAGCCUCGCGCACUGGCCUGCGCAUUUGUGACCUGUUGGCAGAUUUUAACGAGUUCUCCAAAAAAUUCAGGGUCUUGGCCCAGCAGUACAAAGCCAGCUAUCCAACGCUCAACAUCGACACGGAGGCCGAGCUGCAACAGUUGAAGAUCUACGCAGAGAAGAUCCGCCCCCUGGUGAAGGACGGGGUUUAUUUCAUGUACCAAGCUCUGCAUGGACCAUCCAAAAAGAUUCUCGUCGAAGGAGCUAAUGCUGCCCUCUUAGAUAUUGAUUUUGGUACCUAUCCCUUCGUGACCUCCUCAAAUUGCACCGUGGGGGGUGUGUGUACCGGCCUUGGCAUUCCCCCCCACUACAUCGGCAAGGUGUAUGGCGUGGUGAAGGCGUAUACGACCCGCGUUGGAGUGGGGACCUUCCCCACCGAGCAGAACAACGAGAUCGGAGAAGCUCUCCAAGCCAGGGGACGGGAAUUCGGCGUCACCACGGGCCGUAAGCGGCGCUGCGGCUGGCUGGACCUCGUCCUGGUGAAAUACGCCCACAUGAUCAACGGGUUCAGCGCCCUCGCCGUGACCAAGCUGGAUAUCCUAGACAACUUUGAAGAGAUCAAAGUGGGUGUGGAAUACCAUCUGGAUGGGAAGCAGAUUCCGUAUUUCCCGGCCAAUCAGGAGCUCCUGAACAAAGUCACAGUGAAGUACAAGGACCUUCCUGGAUGGCGGUGUAGCACCGAGGGCGCUCGCAGCUUCAGCGACUUGCCUGCUGAAGCCCAGGCCUAUAUCCGGUUCAUAGAGGGUUACCUGGAUGUGCCAGUCAAAUGGAUCGGCGUGGGAAAAUCUCGCAAAUCCAUCAUCAAGCUUUUCUGAGGCUGAGGCUGGGGUGGAUCCGCUGCCCCAGACGGAAGCCGGAGGGGGCUGUUCCUUCUCGCCAGCAGCCCCGGACCACGGAAGCCAGCCCCCUUGAAUGCGCUCAGGCCAGACCCCGACCCCACCUUUAUUUAGAUGAGAACCCACCGCAACCCUUCACAACACCCUGCCUCCAUUCACCCCCCACCCCGCAGUGUGAAAUUUCCUCUUUGCCCUUCAUUCUGCGCUGCUGACGUUUGGGAAGAGAAUUUGGACCAGCUGGUUGGGGGCUGAGCUUUGCUGAUCAUUCCAGGAUGGUUAAGGGCACACACUCCACUUCUGAGCUCCUGACCCAUUUUUUUCUCCCCCCCCCCACAUCCCCGAAAUGGCUGCCAUCCGUCCCCCCCACCCCCACCCCCGGUCUGACCAGCACUCAUGCUCCAUGGCUCUGCAGAUGGUGCUAAUCCCCUUGGCCAGUUCUGAGUCAUUGACGGCUGUCGGCCUGGCACCUUCCUGGAUGCGUCAAUCCCCAUCGCCUCCAGCCAGGUGGAGGGAGUGGGGCCUGGGAAUUGUAGUCUUGCGACGUGGAGCACUUUUCCCGAAGAUGGUGGCCUUCCAGUGGUUGUCAACUGCAUCAACCACAGUGCUAGUCCCAGCCAGAGUGGGCUCACAGUGAGGAAUGCUGGGAAUUGUAGUUCAGCGGCAUACCUGAAGGCUCCUGAUUUCCCACCCCUGGCAGGAACAGAGCACUUAACUUCUAUCCGUGAUGGGUGUGAAACGCGGUCCUCUCCUGCUGCAGCUGAAAGUGCCUCCAUUUUUAGGAAAAUCGGCCCAACGGCAGAGCGUUUCACACUCCUGUCCUCUCUCCCACCCAGGCAUGGGUGGGAAGCUUUGGCUUUGCCAUUCGUCAAGCACAACCUCUAAAUUGGGUUGCCUCCUAACGGGGGUUUGAAACAAGGCAACAUCGACAUAACCAGUAUUCAAGCAGGCUGGUUUCAAACGCUGCAAACUUGUUGAGGGCAAGCGGAAACAGGCCGAGGCUUUUGCUCUUGUGCUCUGGAAGAGAAAUGUGGUACAGGUAGUCCUUGCUUAACCCCCACAAUUGAGAUGAGAACUUUGGUUGCUAAGUGAAGUGGUCAUUAAACAAAUCCGACCCAAUUUUACGACCUUUUUUGGCACGGUCAUUAAGUGAAUCACCAUGCUUAAACGAACCACAUGGUCGUUAAGCAAAUCACGCAGCUCCCCAUUGAUUUUACUUGCCAGAAGCCAUCCGGGAAGGUCAAAAAUGGCGACCAUGGGAUGCUGCGACGGUCAUAAAUGUGAACCGGUUGCCAAGCGCCCAGAUCGUGAUCACGUGACUGUGAUGUGCUGCAGCGGUCGUAAGUGUGAGCACCAGUUGUAAGUUGUUUUUUUCAGCACCAUCAUAAAUGAAUGGUCAUUAAGUGAGGACUAUCUGUAAUGCAUGUGCUGAAGAUUGUACCCAGUUCCUGCUGUGAAAACUAGUUUAUUGCGGCCUAUUGCGUUCUGUGUUGUCAAAGCUUUUUUGACAUAUUACCCACAUUUUUAGCUUUCUCCAUUUAAAAAACAGCACGCUUUCUACAGUUGGACCUAACCAUGCAGAUUAAACCUCUCUCCUUCCCAUUCCUUGACAGGGAACGCUGAGUUGCAGAAGCACUACCUGUAAAUUGUCUGGGUUUUAUUUCCCCCUUUUGGAACCUUAAUCAGGACUAGCCUCUUUAAUUUCCAUUGGUUAACAGGGGAAGCAGCAGUUGAGCACAGCAGCAAAUGGGAUCCUAAAGCUUUCUAGAUUCCUACUUGCACAUCCCUAGCCCACUGUCCAAACGUGUGAAUUUUUUUUGUGGUUUCUUACUUGGUUGAGAAGGAAAUUUCCCUUGUUCUCAUGUUGUUGUUUUCCUGGGAUUGCCAAAUCUGCCACAAAGCAAUAAAGAACCAUGAUUUAUUUUAUAAA
This is a messenger RNA of Candoia aspera, 3386 nucleotides long. Its product is annotated as adenylosuccinate synthetase isozyme 2-like. Gene Ontology annotation, biological process: IMP metabolic process; 'de novo' AMP biosynthetic process. The record is from RefSeq and is a predicted model, not a curated record. Lineage: Eukaryota; Metazoa; Chordata; Lepidosauria; Squamata; Candoiidae. Gene Ontology annotation, cellular component: cytoplasm. The transcript has 13 exons. Gene Ontology annotation, molecular function: adenylosuccinate synthase activity; GTP binding. The coding region runs from base 35 to 1438 and encodes 467 amino acids.